This is a messenger RNA of Archocentrus centrarchus (flier cichlid), 3082 nucleotides long. RefSeq names its product oocyte zinc finger protein XlCOF6-like. Gene Ontology annotation, cellular component: nucleus. The coding region runs from base 119 to 1867 and encodes 582 amino acids. The transcript has 5 exons. The record is from RefSeq and is a predicted model, not a curated record. NCBI's taxonomy places the organism in Eukaryota, Metazoa, Chordata, Actinopteri, Cichliformes, Cichlidae. Gene Ontology annotation, biological process: regulation of gene expression.
CGCCCCCUGGAAACCCCUCGAAGAAGAAGAAAGAGGAACCACAACAUGAGUUGGAACAACUUCCAUAAAAGAUAAAGUCUGAUUUUAGGGGCGCUUAAAUUUAUAAUCACACUCAGACAUGUUCGCGCUGGAAACAUUUGAGAGUCAGUUAUCGUCUGUGAUGGAGACCUUGGUGGAGGCGGCGGUGACGGAGCUCGGCAGACUCCUGGAGGAGAGCUCGGCUGCGGCCGCUGUACCUGCUGUGAAGGAUGAAGAGAGGGAGGUGGCUCCACCGGAGCAGAGGCGGCACCUUCACGUGGAUGUCACGAAUCAGUUUGCAUCACUGAUGAAAAAGUGGGCCCAAGCUGCAGUGGAGAAAAUCUCACUCAUAUUGAAAGUAUCCGUGAGUGGGGUCGGAGAUGCUCCUGCUGCAGAGAAACCGACAGACGGGCGGAUCGAUACUGGGCGCAGAAAAGCAUCCAGAAAGAGAAAUAAAAUGCAAGGAUUGCAACCAGCAGCGAGACAGAUAAACGAUCACUUAUACUGCAGAGAGGAUCAACAGGCUGAGCGGUCAACAGAAGAAGCAGACCCAGAAUCUGUUGUAGAAUCUGAUGACUCAGCCUCAUGUGAGGGGAGUAACUCUGGACCCCCCCCUGAGCCCCCCUCUGAAUCUGAAGCCACAUCAGCUGAGCCUGAGCCAGCAUCCAGUGCCGUCGAAGAAGAUGCCGAGCAUUUGAGGACCGUGGUGAAAAUGAGGAAGAAGAAGAAGCUCACUAAGGACUUCAAAUGUUCUAUAUGUGGCAAAGCAUUUGCUCUGAAGUGCUUGAUGAGCAGGCACUGCCUGACUCACUCCAGGCCUCACCUUUGCUCUGAGUGCGGCAAACGUUUCGCUGGACUGCGCGGGCUCAUCGCACAUUUGAGAAAACACACCGGAGAGAAGCUUUACAAAUGCUCCAAGUGCGGGACGGAGUUUGCGUACAAGUCGACCUUCCACAGGCACAUGCGUCAGCACAACCUGAGGAAACCGAUCACCCACACGUGUUCGCUGUGCGAGGAGCGGUUCACGGGGAAGCAGGCGUUUCAGCGACACAUUUGUUGCGCGCUAAAGACGACGUUUGUUUGCUCACUUUGCCCGGAGACCUUUGAGUGCAGACAGAGCUUGGCUGAUCACGAGAAUCUGCAUUCAGGAGACAGAGAUUUUGUCUGUGAAAUGUGCGGCAAGAGCUUCUUCUCGUCCACAUCCUUGGCCGCUCACCGAGUUACUCACACGCAAAAGGAAAACUGCUGCGAACUGCUCGGCUUCGGUCCCAGCAUGCUCAAAAAUCACCUGAGCCAACACGCUGGAGAAAAACCUUUCACCUGCCAGAUCUGUGGCAAAGGAUGCAGUCACAGGAGCGCCCUGAAGCAUCACAUGCUGACCCACACGGGCGAGAGGCCGUACGUCUGCGAGAUGUGCGGCAAGCGCUGUGGCCACGCCAGCGCGCUUCAGAAUCACAUGAGGGUCCACACGGGCAAGAAAGCGGGAGAAAAGCCGAUCUGUACUGUGUGCGGCAAAAUAUUGCGCUGCAUGGUCAAUCUCAAGUACCACAUGAGCGUCCAUACUGGGGAAAGACCGUACGCCUGUGAUCAGUGUGAAAAGAGGUUCAGCAACCCCAGCAAUCUGAAGAUGCACACGACAACUCACUCAGGGGAGAAGAUGUACGGCUGCAACAUCUGUGGCAGGAGGUUCACACAGUCCUACAGCCUCAAGCUGCACAGACAGAUGCACACAGGAGAAAGGCCGUAUCACUGCACGCUCUGCGGGAAAACUUUCAUAACCAGCAGCGUCUUCAGGGCCCAUCAGAAGGUUCACCUGCCUCCUCCGGCAGGUGAACCUUCUGAUGAAUAGAGUGGAAAAACUGCAGUGAAACUCAAACACUUCUCUGCUGUGUGGUCACUUCCUGUACUGAUUAUUGACUUAAGCCAUAGACGUUAUAAAAGAUGAACAUUGCUUAAACCUGCACUCUUUGUAAUGGCCAGCAGGGGGCGACUCCUCUGGUUCAAUAGCGGUCUGUGAGAAAACUGCCCUUACCUCCAGCACUCUUGGGCCUUAGUAAACACUUUCCUGAUGACUUAAUGAGCUCAGUCGCUAGUUUUAGGUCAUACUGAAUAAAGCAUGAACCUGUUUUUGUAAACUAUGGUUAAUAUUAGAGUCAGAAAGAAUGAUAACCUGGGAUAUGCUCUCUGCCACUCCCAAGUAAUUAACCAUGAGUGUGGAGUUUCACAGGCAGAUUGUAACCAUUACUGUACGGGUGCUGGAUAAUUUCAGAUAUUAUCAUAUGAUUAUUUUUAAGGCAUUCUCAAUUGUGGUGGCAGCUUGGUGGCACCACAGCAGGAAGGUCCUAGGUUCAAAUCCACCAUCUGGCCAGGGCCUUUUUGUUUGCAUGUUCUCCCCGGGUCUCUGUGGGUUCUCCCCGGGAACUCUGGCUUCUUCCCAAAGACAUGCAGUGAGUGAGGUUAGGCUAAUUGGUGACUGUCUCUCAGUGGGCACAGGCGGGCGACCUGUCCAGGAUGUACCCAGCCUCUCGCCGUGUGGCAGCUGGGAUAGGCUCCAAACUCCCUGCAACCCUGAAUUGGAUGAGGUGGACGGAUCCUCAAUAUUUUCACAUUUUAAAUAUUGGUAUAUUAUGACACUCACGACUUGAAUAAUAACAACUGUGAGCCAAAUGACAGAUUGAAAACAAUCAAAGAUGUUAUGUUUGUGUUUAUGCAGAGUGUCUGUCAUUUAAUAUGCCUCAUUGUGGAUUUAACACCAGUUUAAGUGAAACCGCAGACGUUUUACAUCAGUGUGAUUGUUGAUGACUUUAUCUUUCUUGGUUAAGUUUUUUUGGUUGCAAUGGUCACAUUUCAAAAGAUUUGAGAUGAUUUGAAAAUAAAAAACCUCAUUUUUUGAUGAACAGGAGCUUGAGUCUUUCGGUAUGGAGGUCAGGGUUCAACAUGACCAAUGACCUGGAGGCCAGGGUCCAGUUUAAAAAAAAAAAAAAGUAUGUUGAUUGAUUCACCUGUGAAGCAGGUUUUUUUUUCAGUGUUUUUUGUACAUCAUUAAAAUACAAAUAAAUCAUCA